UGUUUACUGUUUUCAUAAAAUUUAAAAUCGUUUUCAAAUACAAUUUAUGAAAUAUUCAUAAAUUAUUAGCAAUAAAUAUAUUACUUCUCAUAAGAAAAUAUGUCGCGACUCAUAAUAAAAAAUUUGCCCAACAAGGUGACUGUGGAAAAACUCAAAACUCUAUUUGGAGAAAAGGGAGAAGUGACGGAUGUUCAGUUAAAAUAUACUAAAGAUGGCAAGUUUCGGAACUUUGGAUUCGUUGGCUACAGGACGGAAGAGCAGGCAGCAGCAGCUCGGGAACACUUCGACGGCACAUUUGUCAACAGCAUGAAAAUUAGUGUACUAGUCUGCUCAAAUCUAGGAGAUGAAAAGAAGCCCAGGGCAUGGAGCAAAUAUGCCGCAGACAGUACAGCAUAUAAACAACUCCAUAAAGAUGAAAUACAAGUGGAAAAACCCAAAAAAGAAAAAUUGACCAAGGAGCAGAGGAACAAAAACAAAAUUAAGGAGCUCUUGAAAAAGCAUAAAGGAGAUCCACUUUUUGUGGAAUUUAUUGAGGCUCAUACUAAUGAGAAGACAUCAUGGAUAAAGGAAACAUUAAAUGAGCUUGAAAAAAGUGAUGAUGACAGUGGAGUGGAGGAUGAAAAGACUGAAAACAAGCCAGAUGACGAUCAAGAAAAAAAGACAACAGAAGAAAAAACUGAAAAAGUUGCCAAUACACACAUUAGUGACUUAGAGUACAUGAAGAAGUUAAUGAAAAGAGUGGAUGGACAAGUCAAUCAGGAAGAAACACAACAACAGACAGAAGAAACAAAAGAAAAGAAGAUAAGAAAUAGGCCACUGUUCCAUGUUAAAAUUACUGGCUUACCUUUUAAAUGUAAAAAGAAAGACAUAAAAGAAUUUUUUAAACCCCUGGUACCAUACUCAAUAAGACUUCCACUUGGUAAGGGAAAGAAACUCGCUGGCUUCUGCUAUGUUGGUUUCAGAACAGAGAAAGAACUUAGUAAGGCUCUUAACAAGGACAAACUAUUUAUAGGAAAUCAUAGACUCCAUGUUCAUAAAUAUGAGGACAAGGCCAAAUUAGAAGCAGAAGAAGAGGAGAAAAAUAACACAAAAAGAAGAAAAGAGAAAACGAAUAAUGAAGAAAGCAUUGGGGAGAGUGGUAGUAUCUUUGUCAGGAAUUUGCCAUAUGUGGUGUCAGAAGUCGAAUUAACACAGUUAUUUGAAAAAUAUGGUCCACUAGCUGACGUGAAUAUGCCAAUCGAUCCAGUUCUGAGGCAACCGAAAGGGUUUGCCACAGUCACUUAUGUGAUGCCUGAGCAUGCAGUCAAAGCAUUUACGGAACUAGACGGAACCGCCUUCUGUGGCAGGAUGCUGCAUCUUUUGCCAGCCAGAACGGAAAAAUUGGAGGAAGAAGAAGGCGACGAGGGUCUUAGUUUCAAAGAGAAGAAGGCGAAGAAGUUGAGAGAGACAGCCAAGUCGUCGCACAACUGGAACGUGCUGUUUCUCGGUGCCAACGCCGUGGCUGAUGUCGUUGCCGCCACCUAUAACACCACUAAGGAGAAACUCCUCAAUGAUAAUAGCAAAACCACAAGCGCCGCUGUUAGGCUGGCACUCGGAGAAACUCAACUCGUCGCCGAAACAAAAGCAUUUCUUGAAUCUAAUGGUGUUUAUUUAGACGCAUUUAAUCGACCUGCCAAGAAACGUUCGAAAACAUGCAUACUAGUUAAGAAUUUACCAUCGGGUACAGACAAAGAAGAAAUAAGGCCGCUUUUUGCAAAGCACGGACAAAUAUCGCGGUUUCUUAUGCCUCAUCACGGAAUUACUGCAUUAGUUGAUUUCAUAGAACCAUUCGAAGCUAAAAAGGCGUUUACGAAAUUAGCAUAUUCGCAAUUUAAAUCUGCUCCACUGUAUUUGGAAUGGGCUCCAGAGAACGUUUUCUUGAAAGGGAAAGUUCCUGAGACAAUAUCUAAACAAACUGAGACUAUCGAGAGUGAAAGAGAAACAAAGUCUGUGGAAAAUGAACAUAAGAAAGAGACAACUGCGAACGUCGAAGAUAAGAAAGAGACCGCGAAAGUCAAAGAGGCAGCCAUCGAAGAAGAAAUUUAUGAACCAGAAAACGAUACAACUCUGUUUGUAAAGAAUCUUAAUUUCAAAACAACCGAAGAUUCAUUGAGAGAGCAUUUCUCUUCAUGCGGAAAAAUACACAGUGCGACUAUCGCCAAAAAGAAAGAUCCGAAAAAUCCUGGACAUUUCUUGUCCAUGGGUUAUGGAUUUGUACAAUUUUACAAGAAGAGUCACACCAACGAAGCACUGAAGAGUCUUCAAGGUAGCACACUAGAUGGCAAGUCCUUAGAGCUGAAACGCUCUGAGCGAGGAAAUUCGACUGAAGUUAAAACCGCAAAGAAGAGUACCAAAGAUUCAAUACAGAAUGGUAACAAGAUCUUAGUACGAAAUGUGCCCUUCCAAGCCAAUAAAAACGAGUUACACGAAAUAUUUAGAGCUUUUGGGGAGAUAAAAACUGUCAGACUUCCAAAGAAACUAACGACGGGAUCCGACCAGCAUCGUGGUUUCGCCUUUAUAGACUACUAUUCUAAAGCUGAUGCUAAGUCUGCGUUUGAAGCUCUGUGUCAAUCGACCCAUCUUUACGGGAGGCGCCUCGUCCUAGAGUGGGCGGACCAAGAAGAAGAGAUUGAGAAUGUUGAUUUGUUGAGGAAAAGAACAGGCGAGAGAUUCAACGCCAAGACACCCGGUGGAAAAAAAUCUAGAAAAGGCGCAGUUGAUGUUGAUAACUUUGUAGACGCUGAUGCUGUACAAUAAAAUGAUAAAAUAUAUUUU
Messenger RNA from Aricia agestis (brown argus), 2814 nucleotides. Its product is annotated as probable RNA-binding protein 19. Lineage: Eukaryota; Metazoa; Arthropoda; Insecta; Lepidoptera; Lycaenidae. The coding region runs from base 100 to 2796 and encodes 898 amino acids. The record is from RefSeq and is a predicted model, not a curated record. The transcript has 15 exons. Gene Ontology annotation, molecular function: RNA binding.